Molecule: messenger RNA, 1814 nt
Organism: Oncorhynchus mykiss (rainbow trout)
Lineage: Eukaryota; Metazoa; Chordata; Actinopteri; Salmoniformes; Salmonidae
Source: RefSeq, a predicted model, not a curated record
CAUCUAGUGACGGUUUCCCUGAAUUUAGUUUUAGUGCUUGUUGUCAGUUGGGAGGAAAGACAGACGUCCUUUGCUGUUUAUUUAUGGUUGAAGACUUGGCUUGUUAGUUAGCCAUGUCUCGCUUUACCAGUGCCUUCGUUGCAUCUCCUUAUAGGAGUGAUCAGGCUCCAAAACCAACUGAUAAGAGGUGGAGUAGGCCUCCAGAGGGCCUUGUUGUACCCCAGGAUGUGGAGAGGGGGCUGGGGCCAUGGAGUAAGGACCAGGGGCCGCCCAGCUCAGACCCCCCUCUCCCCCCUCAGCUGUGGGGACCCAAACGGCAGCUAGGCCAGUCCAGCCCUGGACCCAGGGUUCCCAUGGAUACUGCUACCAGGUACAGGAUGACCAGCAGACAGCAGACAGGAACAGCUAUCCUGGUGCGUGGUUGUCGCAGGCAGAGUCCGCUUCCUCUACAGGGUACAGCUGUAGGGAGACUGGGGCUGUCAGAGGAGGAGGCCAAGGAGCAGAUGGAGAACGACACCGUGGAGUUGGUGAGAGAGCUGGUUACCAUGCCGUCCAGAGACAGAGUCAAAGCUGUACGAGGCCUUCCUGUAAGUCUGGGGGAGCGCAGAAACAUCAGGUGCCGUGUCUUAGCAGAGAAGUUCUCCAGGAGGAGUCUAGAGAGAACAAGCUGCACUGACUGUUGGGAGCAGAUCUCACUGUCUGUUCGUAGGUGCAGCAGUGUGGUGUUUUUCAGACAGUCUCUCUCUCUGUGGCGCGGUUCUCUGAGGGAGAUCAGUGGAAGGUUUGGUUCUGCUGUCCUCUGCUACUUCCUGUUUCUAAGAUGGCUGCUCCUCUUCAACCUCCUCUCUUCCCUCCUCAACCUCUCCUUCAUCACGUUGCCAUGGGCGCUGCUUGGCACCGACACUCAGGGCGCCGGGGCAACUGCCGGGUUCAGGGGACUGGAGCUCCUCACUGGAGUGGGGUGGUUCAAUGUGUCCAUGCUGUACUAUGGUGUCUACAGGAGUAACAGUGUGCUGAGUGGAGGCCAGUCUAGUUAUAACAUCCAGCUAGCUUACCUCUUUACCAUCACCUCCUACAUGCUGCUCUGUGGAGCCUCAGUCACAUACAGCAUGGCAGGGUGUCUCCAGACUGGUGUUGUGGCGUCAGGUGUAGCGGCUCAGAGACCUGGCUCUCUGUCUGGAAGAGGAGAUGACUACUGGAGACUGUUGUGUAGCUGGGACUUCUCUCUGCUGCACCACGCGGACAUACACACACACAGGACCAACCUGCUAGUACAUCUAAAGGAGUCUCUAAGGGAGAGCAGAGUGGAGAGAGAGCUGUCUGUGUCAGACAAGAUGAGGGCCUGUCUGGUCCGUCUGGCUGUCUGGCUUCUGUCUGUCUGUCUGGCUACUGGGGCCUGUGUGGCUGUCUACUACCUCUGUCAGCACAACCUGCAGUGUGUGGUAACGUCCCCCAGUCCAGAGGAUGUCCUGACGGAGGCCUGGUCUCUGCUGCUGCCUGUAGCAGUGUGUGUCCUCAACACCUUCAUAUCACUACUCUACACACACACACACAGACUGGAGCGCUACGAUAGCCCACGUACACGCGUCUACGUCACGGUGCUCAGGAAUGCGAUGCUGAAGGUGUCUAUCCUAGCCGUGUUGUGUUACUACUGGUUAGCGCUGGUCCCCGGCAACGUCCCGUGCUGGGAGUCGUAUGUUGGUCAGGAUGUGUACCGGCUGGUCAUAGUGGACUUCAUCUUCUGUCUGCUGGGAUCCUUCUGUGGAGAAUACCUCUACAAUUUGCCCAUCUAUCUGUGGUUAUUCCAUGUUUAG